AUGAGUGAUAAGAAUUGUUUUGAGCCAAUUUGUGAAAAGGAAGACAUUCUCAAUUUCAAAUCCAAGAAGCGAUCUAAGCUCUAAUUCGAAGAGGAAUAACCGUCUCAGGAAUGUCCACUCAACAGGAGUACAUAUGGCAAUUAUACUUGGAACAUGUUGCAUACUACAGCCAUCUAUUAUCCAGAUGAGCCUACUCAGGAGUAACAAUAGAAGAUGAGAAAUUUAUUUGAUGCCAUUGCUGAGUUCUAUGCUUGUAAACAUUGUAAGGCUCAUUUCCAACAGGACAUUUUGAAAAAUCCUCCUAUAGUGACAUCUAGGAAGGAUCUGUCAAUUUGGUUGUGUUAGAGACACAAUGACGUGAAUUAAUUGCUUGGCAAAGCUGUGUUUGAUUGCAGUUUUGAGAACUUGGAGAGGAGAUGGAGAACGGGAUGUUAGUGA
Messenger RNA from Paramecium tetraurelia, 438 nucleotides. RefSeq lists its product as uncharacterized. Gene Ontology annotation, molecular function: flavin adenine dinucleotide binding; flavin-dependent sulfhydryl oxidase activity. Lineage: Eukaryota; Ciliophora; Oligohymenophorea; Peniculida; Parameciidae. The transcript has 2 exons. Gene Ontology annotation, cellular component: mitochondrion. The record is from RefSeq and is a predicted model, not a curated record.